This is a messenger RNA of Scaptodrosophila lebanonensis, 1917 nucleotides long. Its product is annotated as transcription initiation factor TFIID subunit 5-like. Gene Ontology annotation, cellular component: transcription factor TFIID complex. The coding region runs from base 1 to 1917 and encodes 638 amino acids. Gene Ontology annotation, biological process: transcription initiation at RNA polymerase II promoter. Gene Ontology annotation, molecular function: protein binding; RNA polymerase II general transcription initiation factor activity. The record is from RefSeq and is a predicted model, not a curated record. The transcript has a single exon. NCBI's taxonomy places the organism in Eukaryota, Metazoa, Arthropoda, Insecta, Diptera, Drosophilidae.
AUGAGCGCUGAAGAAAUAAAUCUUGACCUUAACCUGGACAACAAGGAUGUGCUGGCCUUUGUCGAGCUUUUGAAGAAAUAUGAGUUGAAAAAUAUGGGAGAUUUGGAGCAACUGUACCAUAUAGCGACAAAUAGCUGCCAAUCCACUGAGUCGCAAAAAUACGUGGAGUCGUACUCGCGCUUGCGUGCAUUUGUUGAACAAUCGGCGCCGGCUUACCAGGCCGAGCUGUCCUUGGUGCUCUAUCCGAUUUUGGUGCAGAUCUAUUUUAAGAUGAUUUCGAGCGAAUCAAUCGAAAAAGCACGAGCCUUUUUGAAAAACAACCAGUCCCAACUGGAUGGCCAUCAUCUUACAAAUUUGGCGAGCCUGCAGCACUUGUUUAGGCCGGAAGAUGCUGCGAAGAGCGAUUACGUGAGUGCCAUGCAGACGGAUAAAUUCGGCAUACGCAUGUGCAAAGAUGCGUACGGCCUGAUCAUGGCACACUUGCAGGAUCCUGACCAGCAACUGUUAGCCGACAUCGCAGCCAAGAGUCUGCACUUCGAUGUAUACGAGGGCAUGCCACGGAACAAGGAGCAGUGCUUGGCCACAUCUGGCUCACAUAUUGGCGAGGCCAAGAAGCAGGACAACAAGAAGCGCGUUCUGUUUGGCGUAGAAAAAGAGCCAGACUUGGCGGCAAUGCUGGAGGAGAAGAACGCCGCCCAUAUGGCCACUACAUCGGCUGGCGGCGGCAAUAAAAGGAAGUCCAUAAAAGUCUCCAAGUCGAGGAAAUUGGAACAGGACGCGAAUGUGCCGCCCCCCGGACGAAUUCCGUUGCCGGCACUCAAGGAUGUGGACCAUCUGCGCCAGAUACAGCGUCUAGAAGAUUCCGGUAGACAAAUCAGCCUCGGCAGAAAGCAGUUGCCAACUGCAUUAUUUUACACCAUCAUGAAUUCCAAUAACGGUUUGACAUCAGCUGAAAUCUCCGAGGAUGCAUCUAUGCUGGCUUGUGGCUUGGCCGACGGCAGUGUGUGCAUCUGGUCAUUGACGGCUGACAAGCUGCUUGCCCUCAAGGAAGCGGGAGAGCUCCAAAGGCUGCACUCUGCUCCCGAGGCAAUGAGGGCGUGCAUGCUUGACGAGAGCAGUGGUCAGAAAAAGCGUCUUCUGCUUGGUCACAAGGGUCCAGUGUAUCGCGUAUCCUUUUCGCCUUGCCAGCAUUUGUUGGUCUCCUGCUCCGAGGACUGUCACAUUCGUUUGUGGUCGCUUCAGACCUGGACCUGCUUGGUCAUUUACCGCGGACACGUCUAUCCGGUGUGGGAUGUACGCUUCUCGCCGAAGGGCUUCUAUUUCGUUUCUUGUUCGUAUGACAAGACCGCACGCUUGUGGGCCACAAACUCCCACAAGUCACUUCGGUUCUUCGUUGGCCAUUUAUCGGAUGUGGAUUGCGUCGAAUUUCAUCCUAACACAAAUUAUAUUGCGACUGGUUCUGGUGAUCGCACUGUGCGUCUCUGGGAUGUUGCCACCGCAAAAUCAGUGCGCAUUAUGACGGGACACAAGAGUUCGGUCAUGUCCUUGGCCUUCUCCAACUGUGGCCGUUUUCUGGCAUCUGGCUCGAUCGACAAGAACGUCAUCGUUUGGGAUGUAGCCACCGGCAUAUUGGUAACCACACUGGUUAGCCACACUCACACCGUUGUAGCUCUCGCCUUUAGCCGGGACAACACUAUGCUCGCAACCGGCGGUCUGGGCUGCCGUUUGGCACUAUGGGACUUCAAGCAAAUCGUCCUAGACUACGUAUCCAAAAUGCCAAAUCUAUGUAGAGAUAAUAAUAAUAUAGUCGGCACUAAAUACCUUGUGAACUCUUACCCCAGCAAGGAGACACCAUUUGUGACUCUGCGCUUCAGCCGUCAAAACCUCCUGCUAUGCGUUGGAUAUUUCAAGACCUAG